CGGCCCUCAGCUUUUAUUCCACCGCGGACACGGAGCGAGUCUGUAUCUGAGGAGCUUAGCUCAAAUUCAGGCGAGGUUUAAAGGGGGAAUACUUUACUUUUAGGGCUCAGAAAUAGUGUUAAAGACGAGUAUCAGCUGUUUUACGUGUCGUGUAAUCUAUCUAGUGUCGAUUAUUCUUUACAGUUUGAUAGUUUAAACAGAGAAACGUCGAUAAAUCUUAGUGGAAAAGCAGAGCUAACUAAAAAACCGGCGAACAAAGAAGCUCUUUCUCCGAGAAUCCUCUCCUCACUCCUCUUUAGUUAUGAGUCAUGUGGCCGUCGAAAAUGUACACGGUCUAGACCAGCAGCUGGCUGUCCUAGACUUGAACUCUGAUGUGCAGGGAGGAGGUACUGGCAGGCGUUACAUUCCACCUCAUUUAAGGAACAAGGAGGUUUCCAAAAAUGCAGGAUCUUAUUCCUGUGGUAGUGAUUACUCAGUGCCACUAGGAAGGAGCUAUUCUCCUGGUGGCUGGGAUGGUGGUCGCAGCAAUGGAUUCGUAAAUGGCUACCAUGAUAACCGUGACAACCGUAUGAAUGGAGGCAGCACUUUCGGCAGCCGUGGUGGGCCCGUACGCAACGACCGUGGGGGCAGAGGUGCCGGUAGUUUCAGAGGCAGGGGCACUGGCUCUUUCCAGCCAACACAAAACGCCGCUUUUGGCUUAGACAAUAAAGAUCGUACAGGGUGGAAUGCCACUAAAGACACUGCUUAUAGCAGCUUUGGUGGACGUUCUGACAGGGGCAAGUCUGCCUUCUUCAAUGACCGUGGAACCUCUUCACGGGGAAGGUAUGAGCGUGGAGGCUUCGGUGGUGGAGGAAACGGCCGUUGGGUUGAAGAGUCCAGAGAUGACGAGGACUGGUCCAAACCUCUGGCCCCUAAUGAGAGGCUGGAACAAGAGCUGUUCGCUGGAAGCAAUACAGGGAUUAACUUUGAAAAGUAUGACGACAUUCCUGUUGAAGCCACUGGACACAACAGUCCUCCACACAUUGACAGUUUCCAUGAUGUGGAAAUGGGUGAGAUCAUUAUGGGCAAUAUUGCUUUGAGUCGCUACACACGCCCUACUCCGGUCCAGAAACAUGCUAUUCCAAUCAUCAAAACCAAGAGAGACCUGAUGGCAUGUGCACAGACAGGCUCUGGUAAAACGGCAGCCUUCCUGCUGCCAGUGCUAAGUCAGAUUUACACAGAUGGGCCAGGAGAGGCCCUACAGGCUGCAAAGAACAAUGGACAGGAAAAUGGAAGAUACGGACGCCGCAAACAGUACCCCCUUUCUCUGGUUCUGGCUCCCACUAGAGAACUGGCUCUUCAGAUCUACGAUGAGGCCAGAAAGUUCGCAUAUCGCUCACGGGUGCGGCCGUGUGUGGUGUAUGGAGGAGCCGACAUCGGCCAGCAGAUCCGUGACCUGGAGAGGGGAUGCCACUUGCUGGUGGCCACACCUGGUCGUCUUGUAGAUAUGAUGGAGAGAGGCAAGAUCGGUUUGGAUUAUUGCAAUUACUUGGUCCUGGAUGAGGCUGACAGGAUGUUGGAUAUGGGUUUCGAGCCACAGAUCCGUCGUAUUGUAGAGCAGGACACUAUGCCUCCCAAAGGCCUGCGCCAGACCAUGAUGUUCAGCGCCACCUUCCCAAAAGAGAUCCAGAUCCUGGCACGUGACUUCCUGGAGGAUUACAUCUUCUUGGCUGUGGGGCGUGUGGGCUCCACCUCUGAGAACAUCACCCAAAAAGUGGUCUGGGUCGAGGAAAGCGAUAAGAGGUCCUUCCUGCUUGAUCUUCUCAAUGCCACAGUUAUACCAAGUGAGGUUCAGGACAGUACGGGGGAAAGCAGGGAGAAACCUGGUAAAGACUCUCUCACUCUGGUGUUCGUGGAGACUAAAAAGGGUGCCGACGCGCUGGAGGACUUCCUGUACCGCGAGGGCUACGCCUGCACCAGUAUCCAUGGUGACCGAUCCCAGAGAGAUCGUGAGGAAGCGCUGAAUCAGUUCCGCUCGGGAAGAUGCCCCAUUCUGGUGGCUACUGCUGUGGCUGCACGUGGUCUGGACAUCAGCAACGUGAAACACGUCAUUAACUUCGACUUGCCCAGUGACAUUGAGGAGUAUGUCCAUCGUAUUGGUCGUACCGGUCGUGUGGGCAACCUUGGUCUUGCUACAUCAUUCUUCAAUGACAAGAAUAGCAACAUCACCAAGGAUCUGCUGGAUAUUCUAGUUGAGGCUAAACAGGAAGUCCCGUCCUGGUUGGAGAGCUUGGCUUACGAGCACCAGCACAAGAGCAGCAGCCGGGGUCGCUCAAAGAGAUUCUCUGGUGGAUUCGGAGCAAGAGAUUACCGUCAAACCAGCGGCGGCAGCAGCAGUGGAGGCUUCGGAAGUCGCGGCAGCCGCAGCACAGGAGGCCACGGUGGAAAUCGCGGAUUUGGCGGUGGUAAGGGUGGAUUUGGAAACUUCUACAACAGUGAUGGCUAUGGAGGAAACUACUCUCAGGUGGACUGGUGGGGCAACUAAAUCCCACCCCCCCACCCCACUUUCCAUCUUUCCAAACCCCACUCCCCGUGAUCAGUGGGUUACCACGCCGAACUCACUGAAUGGAAACCACAUGUAACUUUAGCCAGACUAUUUACCCUGUGUAGCUUUCAAGAACUCUACAGUACAUUACCAGCUGUGAUUCUCUGACCACAUCCCAAAAUGAAGCGUACCACUGGCUGUAGAAGAUGGGCUUGCCAGGGUGAUUGAAGGUUUGGCCGCAGGGGAACCAGUCUCCAGACCUGCUCGUCUGUAGAAAGAAAACGGAGGGAAAAAUGCAGAAAUAUACUUAAUUAGGAUCUUUUUGACUCGUUUUUCCACCACACCUCAUUGCUUUCUUCGUAGUAAUCGAGAAUCAUUUGUUCGUUAAUGUACUGUGCCUUUAAAUUUGACCUUUUUUGUGUUUGUUCUUUUUGUUCCUUUUUAAACGUCAGACUGGCUAACACUUGGCCACGAUUGUGGUUUUUAUUGUUUGCUUUCUUUCUUUUCUCUUUUUUCCAUGUUUGUUUUUUGAAGGUAAGAAAAUUUCAGCUUGUGCUCAAUCAAACCUUGGCAAACUCUGGGAUGGUCUGACUCUCUUCGAGUCACUAUCUUGUUCUGAACUUCAAAUUUGUCACGGGGUCACCAGGCUGCUGUCGCAAAGGUGCCUGGGCCUGGCCCUCCCUCUAUUGGCUUUUACUCUUGCUCGACAAAGAAAACGUGUUGCAGGAGAAGGAAGUCAUUAGUGAUUAAUGAUGAUGUUAAUCUUGCGCUCACUAUCCUGAGGUGGUGCCUCUUAAGGACGCGGUCGUCGUCUGCGGGAGGUUUAAAAUAAAAAUAAAAGCCAUUCCAGUUUCUGAUCUCUUAAUAUUUAUCCAUAGUCCUGAGGAGGAGGAGGUUUAGUGAACAGAGGUGUGAACCUCCGUUCACGAUUUGGUGUUUGGACGUGUGACGCUCAAACGCUCCCACUUCUGAAUCGUAACGUUUUUCAGGCAGCUAGCUCUGUGCCACAGACUCUAGCUAGUUUGGAGGAAUGGAGGUAGUUUCUUCAUUGUUUUCUUACUUGAACUAUUGUGGAGCUGGCUGUUUUGGAUUGUUUUAUUUGUAUUCUUUAAUGAAAUGGUGUACUCCAAGCUACUGCCAUAGCGAAAAGGACAAAUGGCUACAUUUAUAUAUUAGGAUCACAGCAUCAGAGUAGACUGGCCCUAAAUGCCCAGCUGACUCUGCAGUAAUUCGCAUGCUAGUGUUGUUGUUUUUUGGUCAAGGAGAUUUUCAAUCAAAUUUCUGCAGCAGGCUUUUAUUUUAUAAAGAAUGUCGUCAUCCGGACUUUCGUUUAUUUUGUGUCCUCUCUUUUCCCAAGCUGCGUUGCAUUUCGAAAAGACAUCCUCGGGCUUGCACUAGAGACAUGGUUCCCCUGAGAUCCCCCACAGGAGCUUGGGGUAAACAGGGGCUGGAUAAAAUCAGGAAUGUACACAGGAAAAGGAACUGCACAGGGUGAGGCAAAGGCUGGUAGGAUUGCAGUUUUUGGCAUAACACUUUUUUUAUUAUUUUCUUUUUGUUGUGGAUGAGGUUUUCAUGGCAUCCUGGCCAAAGACAGGGUUACAGUUCUUCACCCAUUUCUCCCGUUACUGUAAUCUACAGCAGUUGAGCUGCUGUGCGGUACUGUGGAGAUUAAGUCAGAGUAACUGGCGGCAGCGCUGGCCUCUCGCGCUCGCUCUCUCUCUCGGCAGGCGAGGUGUUAGGAGGAUGGGCAGGAUACUACAUUGAACUGAAGUGCAAUAGAUUUCCUCUCAUGCGUGUUGUGCCUUUGACAUUUUAAAGAAGUGUGAGAAAUGGUGAACUGAAGCGGAUGCACUGACAGUAUUGUGGUAACUUGAAAUGAGUGGUGCUAUUUAGGUCUAGGCCCGUGUAUGUUAUGCCCAUCGAGUUUUACAGAAAAAUGUUCUUUUAUUGCACAUCUAGAGUUUUAUAUAAAUGUCUUCUUGAGUGCGUGUCCUUAAGCUUCCAAAUAAUUGUGUGUGAAGACUGUAAAAUAAUAAUAAAAAAAAAAAACGCAGCUUGUUUACAAAAGGGGAAGGGUUCUCAAUAUUUAACCAGGAUCGAUUUGGGACCAGGGAAUCAGCAGUGGGGAAUUUAGCUAUUUGCACACGGAUUACUAGAUUCUACUUUUGCUGCUAGUUUGUGUAAUUUAUUGAGCAUUUUUGAGAAAUAUUUAUUUUUAUAAACCUAAAAGUGAUCGUUUCAAGUAACUUGACCAAAAGACAGUACAAAAACACUGGCACUUGAAUGUUGAAUGUCACCCGUAUGCGUGAAAUUUAUAUAUUUCGGGGUAGUGUGAGCUUUUUAAAGUUUAAGGUCAUUUUGGACUCCGUCAAAAAUCCAUAUUUGUAGCCUCAAGGGCCAAGUAUUUCAGUCACACUUGUAAUUGGCAGCCAAAAUUUAAAAGCUAACAACUAAAUGCCAAGGUUUGGACAAAAGAUCAAAACAUUUUUCCUAAAUAUGUACAAAAAACAGUGCAAAGUGUCCAGAUUGUCCAGUUUAUUUUUUUUCUUUUUCUUUAUUUUUUAAUUUUUAAUUGUUUGAAUUAUUUUCCCCCUCAGUGAAUGUCUGGCACAUGGCAAUCUUACGGAAAACAUGUGGUUAUUCUCUCUAUUGUUGCAUUUGCAGAAAUUGGGCAUUUGGAAAUACUGUUCUCUUCCUGGUUUGGUGGUGAAUUCUUCUUCUUUAAGUCUUAAGGAACAAAAAAAGGGGUGAACAGCUCAAGACAAGCUCUCAAUUCACCAAACCAUGACAAAGAACAUCACCGGAGCCCUUAGAAUUAGAAUUUGCUUUAUGUACUAGUUUAGAAGCUGUGCACUGCACGAGAACACUUAUUGUAUGAUUUUACCAAAAUAAAGUUUGAAAUGGUAAAUAUGCAA
This is a messenger RNA of Astyanax mexicanus (Mexican tetra), 5439 nucleotides long. RefSeq names its product DEAD-box helicase 3 X-linked b (gene ddx3xb). Lineage: Eukaryota; Metazoa; Chordata; Actinopteri; Characiformes; Acestrorhamphidae. Bases 302 to 2524 code for a protein of 740 amino acids. Gene Ontology annotation, biological process: cell differentiation; gamete generation. Gene Ontology annotation, cellular component: P granule; nucleus. The transcript is spliced from 20 exons. Gene Ontology annotation, molecular function: RNA binding; RNA helicase activity; ATP binding. The record is from RefSeq and is a predicted model, not a curated record.